UUGACAUGGUCGGACGUGUGUUUUGAUAAAAUCAGAACAUGUUUAUAAUUAAAUUUAUAAGUAUAAAUAGUUGAGUACGUUUGAUAAGUGAUAGAGAUAUUUAAUUUAUGAUUGGUGCAGUGAUUUUUGUAAAGUUUGUUGUUUAUUUGAUAAAAAGAAAAUGGCGUCACAUUUAUUGAGCGUGUUUUGCGUGUUGCUCAUCGUAUGCUAUUGUGAGCCGUAUAACAUCUUAGUGAUCAGUCCCCUGGCUGGUAGAAGCCACGCUAUUCUUGGAGAUGGCAUCGUCAGACACCUCACUAAUGCGGGACAUAAGGUGACAUACAUAACAUCUUUCCCUGAUAACAUGUCGCAUAAGAAUCUCACAAUCAUUCACGCUAGUGAAAAUAAAGGAGUUAUCAAAGAACAAAUGAUCAGCAUACAAUCUAUAAUGGACAAGGACUUCAAUUUGCAAGACAUAGGCUUUUUGUUCAUCAUGUUCAUGGAAAACGCAAGAAAAGCGGUGUCUAUUCCAGCUGUACAAGAGUUAUUUAAGGAUAACAAUCAAAAAUUUGAUGCUAUAGUCGCUGAAUGGAUGUUCUCAGAACUGUAUGCUGGUAUACCAUCUAUCUACGACUGUCCACUGAUCUGGUUCUCAACUGUGGAUCCUCAUUGGAUGGUGCUCAAGUUAAUAGAUGAGGUUCCCAACCCGGCGUAUAGCUCUGAUUGCUUAUCUUCUGAUAUCCCUCCAUUUUCCUUCAGGCGUCGAGCACAGGAAUUAUAUAACCAGCUUUAUGGACUAUAUCUCCAAAAUUGGUUCGUAAAUGGUAUGGAACAGCAAUACUACGAACAAUACAUAAUACCCCAUAUUAGAGAUAAGAGUAAACCUGUACCAUCGUUGAAUACUUUGAAAUACAACGCGUCUUUAAUGCUGGGUAACUCGCACUCCUCUAUGGGAGGAGCUUUGAAAUUACCACAGAAUUACAAGGAAAUUGGUGGUUACCAUAUUGAUACGAAUGUGAAACCACUGCCAGAGAAUCUCAAGAAAAUCAUGGACAAUGCAAAACACGGAGUAAUUUACUUCAGUAUGGGAUCUAAUUUGAAAAGCGAAAACUUUCCAAAGGACUUGAAAGAGGGACUUGUAAAAAUGUUUGGAGAAUUGAAACAGACAGUUAUUUGGAAAUUUGGAGAAGAUUUACCAAAUCGUCCUAAGAACGUUCACAUUGUGCAGUGGGCACCGCAGCCAAGCAUUUUAGCUCAUCCUAACUGCGUGUUAUUCAUCACUCACGGUGGUCUGCUGUCAACCACUGAAGCAAUCCACUUUGGUGUUCCCAUCGUCGGUAUCCCAGUGUUUGCUGACCAGUUCACUAAUAUCGAACGCGCUGUGAAUAAGGGAUUUGCGAAGAAAGUAACGCUCUCCUAUACUAUGGCUAAAGAGCUUAAGGAACAGGUCGAGAGCAUUUUGAGCGAUCCCAAAUAUGCGUCAAAGGCAAAGGAAUUGUCGCUUAUAUACCACGAUCGUCUAGUAUCGCCUAGCGAUGAGCUAGUACACUGGGUGGAACACGUGGUUAGGACAAAAGGCGCGCCACAUCUACGCUCCCCUGCGCUUAUGGUGCCCUGGUACCAGAAAUUAUACCUCGACCUUCUUGCUGUUGUGUUUGCAGUUAUUUUAACAGUGCUGUGUUUAUUAUGGAAACUUUAUAGUAGAUUAUUCAAAAAAUCUAACAAAAAUAUAGGUAGUAAGAAACGAAAUUAAAUUACGGUAUAUUUAUUUA
This is a messenger RNA of Colias croceus (clouded yellow), 1751 nucleotides long. RefSeq names its product UDP-glycosyltransferase UGT5-like. Bases 161 to 1732 code for a protein of 523 amino acids. Gene Ontology annotation, molecular function: UDP-glycosyltransferase activity. The record is from RefSeq and is a predicted model, not a curated record. The transcript has 9 exons. NCBI's taxonomy places the organism in Eukaryota, Metazoa, Arthropoda, Insecta, Lepidoptera, Pieridae.